GUUUCUGAAAGCAGGAACGGAGCUUACUAAACGAGAGAACGACGACGUUUGCAGUUUACUAUUGUGCUUGCUUUUUGUCUUCCGAGUGUUUUGUUGUGUUUUUUUUUAUGAACAGAAAUUUUUUUAGUGGUAUGGCUGUUGACCAAGAAUCAAGCACAGAGUCACUCCAACAUAUUCCUGAAGCUAAACCUCUAGUGAUGUCAUCUCAAGUUGAGAAAAGUGGAACAGCCUAUUGUUCUCGUGUCUGAUUAACAGAUGAUGCACGAGGAGAAAGAUGUGAUAUUUCUUGUGUUUCCUUUCCUUGCAUGGAGGAAGCGUUCUUAUCCAGUUUAAGAGAUUUUCAACCUGAGCUUUGUGGUACAACAGCUUAACGAGCAUUACAGGAUUGUGUUCAAGAAACAGUGGUGACAGUAGCAUUUACGGUGCGAAGCUAGAUGCAGGGGGCAGUGAUUUUGCCUAAGGGUUUCCAAGUUGAUGAUCAAAUAAAGGCGCCUGAACUACUCUCGUUAUUAUUUUCUGAAAUUACUUGAACUUCAACUUUCUGGUAAGAAAGCGAUCGAUGCGGCGGAUCUACUCGACUCAAGAAGGUGGCAAUUGCACCCACAAAAUUUCCAAAUUCUUUAUAAUUUAACCCAAAAUUUAGCUAUUUUCCCUUAUUAAACUUCAUGUUUUAGCCUUUAUAUAUGAUUUGUACCCCUAUUAAAAAAAUCUUACAUCCGCCCGGACUGCUUUUUGAAAUGGCUUGAGAGGUCAAAAGUUGAAUAAGCUGAGUACAGAGACUAGAGUUUGUUCUAAGGUCGUAGCUGGUUAUGUCUAUUUGGUAAAGAAUGUUUCAUUCAAAGUACAAAUCGUACAAACUUUAUUUCGGAGCUUGAAGGUCCUCUGGUUAUGUCCAUUUGGUAAAGAAUGUUUCAUUCAAAGUAUAAAUCGUACAAAUUUAAGAUCAGAGUUAGCCCAUUAAGAAGACUAGGUGCUGAGACCCCGCGCAAGCGCGGAGCUGCUUACUUUGAAUAUCGGUGGGGUGGUAUGAUUUACGGGAUGUUGGUGUUGUUUAAGAUUUAUGCAAAUUAAAGAAUAAAAUUUAUCGGAAGUAAGACAACAAAAUUGAUCCUAGCUUUUGACGAUUAACUUAAGUUAGAGACAUCUCCAAAAACGGAAGGAAAAUUCAAAAAGUAUAAUUAAGGUAAAAUAUAGAGAAUGUAAAAAAGGCCUAAACAUGAAACAGCGGAACAACGAAAAUGGAAAGAGAAGAAGAUGAAGAAGCUUACGUCAGGUAUAUGAAAUUAAAAAGACAGAUAUUGUGACAGCGUAACACCAACUUAUUUGGGGGUCCAUAUCAAGUUAUCAACUCUGUAUAUAUCCGUUGUUUGAAUAAAUACUCGAAAUAUCAAACUACUUGCAUUACAAAAUAUUUUAUUUUUUCAAAAUACAUUGUUUGCUAGUACUUGGUAGGGAGCUCAAGGACCGUAGUAGCAUAUAUUAAAGCUACACUAAUCUUCAUCGCUAUGAUCACACAUUGUCUACAUCCUCAACGUUAGGAUAUUCCAAGUAACACUUCUCCUCGUCUUCCUCGUCACGGGUUCCAUCUUCAUCUUGUAAACUCCAAGUAACCAUCUUCCAAAACGCAGCACUCCACUUCUCUUCCCUCUUCAGGCUUAGCGGUGGUAUGUGACAAAAUCCAGCCGUUGGAUUGAAACAGAGCUCUUAUAUUGGCUUUGUGGUUCAUAAGAGUUUCAAGAAUGGUGAAAGUGGAAGCAUCGUGGCGAGUGGCUCUCCUUCUAAGGAGAUCUGCCCCCUGUAUGAAAUAGUUUAACAAAACAUAAAGAUUAAAAUAGUUUAACAAAACAUAAACGAAAGUUGACGUUUUUACAUUAUGAAAAAGUAAUUGUGGGUUUAAAAUGUUUGGGUUCAAAUUAUGUUGGGCUCUAUGUCUAAAACAUGAUUUGAACUUAAAAACUGAAAAUAAAAAAAACGUUAGGUUAUCUUUCUUUCUUUUUCUCCGUCGUCGGGACAGCAUCACUUGUGGGAUCCCUGGCAUGAUUAGAGCUUAAGUUUGUGAGAUUGGGGAGCGAUAAUAGUGUGAUGCAUUAUUGAAGAGGAUUUUACUUCAAUCAGUUAGGCUUCGUCCGCAUCGUUCCAUUGUCGUUGGUCCUCGGGUGCUUCGUCGUCGUCGGAAUCUGCAAAAGAAAAGGUUUUAAUUUGUUAAGUAAGGUGUCUUUUAUUUCUUUUAGAUUCGGUUGCUAAAAACAUAAUUCAUUCAGUUUUCCUGUUUUGUUUGGAGAUUGCAGGGAUGAAACUGUAGAUCACAGAAUCUUGUAAGAAAAACAGAGAAAAAUCAUUAGUUGUUCAUAAAAAAACCUAUAGACAAAACCAAAACAAAAAGAUGAAGACACGUUUCAUAUAUGAACAAAGAAUAAGCAAAGCAGAGUUAAAGUGAUAAAAAAUAAGUUAGAAACAAUCAUCACCAGUUCAUCAAGGAGGAGAAUGGUGAUGCCCAUAAACUCUCCAUUCUUGUUAAUGUUCCUGAAAUCCUAGAAUCGGAUGAGCCGACCAACAAUGGACUUAGUGGACCUUCCAAGGCGGAGAGAGUUGAAGGUGGAGUAGGGAACGGCGGCUGAAGCGGCUGAAGCGGCUGGAGCAGCUGGAUAAAUCAUUUUCGUGACACAUAUGAGAAAGUAAAGCUAUCGGAAAACUGAGAAAAAAAAAGUUUGAGACAAGAUGGAGCUUUUACCUCGAGGGAUUCUAUAUAUAUGAGAGCUCUGAAGGCGUUAGAGGAGAAACUAAACGUUUGGUAGGCGCAAAACGUGCGUAGAGCUUUAAAGAUCGACCAUAAUAGCUGAUUGCCGGAAGGAGAAUCACAAGCGACGAAGGAGAUGGUGAAGAUGGCGGCUUCCCUAAUCUUCUUAGCUUUGUCCGUAUCACCACUUUGGACAGAUACAAAGCUUAAUAAACAGAAAAUCAAUAAGCCCAAAGUCCACUUUUUGUCGAUGUCCAUUCGUUACCCAUCAAUUAAAAAAAAAAGAGGUGGAGUCCACAAUGUUAUAUUAGUUUUCGACCUUUAUAAUAUAUAUUAGUUUUGACCAUCAAUGUACAAAGUAUCCUUUAGUGCAAUGGUAUAGUUGUGGGUGCUUAUAUCUCAAUAACCCGGGUUCAAGUCACAUAUUUGACAUUUUUUUACAUUUUUAAAAAGUGGGAUCCACAGACCGAUGAUGUGUCGCAUCAGGAGGAGAGAAACUCUCCUAUUAUAUAAUAGAUUCGGCCCAAAUAAAUAUUUCGGUUCGAUUCGAUUCUUCGUCGGGUUUUUUGCCCAGCCCUAGGUUGGAUAUUCAUUUAUUUCUCGACAUUUCUCUUUUAGUGAGACUUCCUUAGUUCCUUGUAUGAUUUGAUUCUUUCAUGUAGCUUGUCUUAAUGGGUCUUCCAGCACAUGUGUCUUUUUGUUUUUGUUUUUGUUUUUGUUUUUGUUUUUGUUUUUCAUCACCUCUUGGUUUGUUCGUUGAUUCUCAUUUAAGCUUCAUAUUAAAGAUGAUACCUCUGACGAGAUCUCUCAAACAAUAAACUGAUGUUUUGACAAACAAAUAUUUUCAUACAUUGCAUUACCUUUACAUAUUUGUGUGGAUUUUCUCGUGGAUCAAUAAAAAAAUCAUAUCAAUAGAGAAUGUAUAACCCCAAUUAUUUUAUUUUUCUCUGUUUUUUUGGGACAAAGAUGUAUCCAAUUUAGAUAAUGUUGAGUUUUAUACAAGUAAGCAAAAAGUUAAAAAAGGAAAUUUAAGAAAUAUUAUAUGAAUGAGAUUUUAUAAACUGACGAGAUUCCUCAAACAAUAAAAUAAACUGAUGUUUUGUCAAAAAAUAUUUUCAUACACACUAAUUGCAUUACAUUUACAUUUGUGUGGAUUUUCUCGUGGAUCAAUAAAAAAUAUAUCAAUAGAGAAAACUGUAUAUAACCUCAAUUAUUAUAUUUUUCUUUUGAACAAACCCCAAUAAUUUUCUUUUUUUUUUAGGGGGGGGGGGGGGGGGGGGAGAGGAUAAAGAUAUAUUUCUAAUUUAGAUAAUGAUAAGUUUAUACAAAUAAGCAAAAAGUUAAAAAGGAAAUUUAAGAAAUAUUAUGUGAAUGAGAUUUUAUAAACUUAUACUUUUAUGAAGAUUAGGGUUUUCUUCUUCGUGCAGUUCAUCAUCCCCUUUGUUUUUUUUGGUGCAAAUAUCAUCCCCUUUGUUCUCAGAAAACUUAAAAAAAUGCCUCGCAUAGACAGGAUCAGUGCGUUGCAUGACGAUUUGCUGGUGAAUAUAUUGUCUCAAGUCCCGACAAAAGAUGCUGUGACAACCAUGGUUUUGUCCAAAAGAUGGGCUUUGGUCUGGACGAUGGUGCCUAAACUUGAAUACGAGGAUACAAGCAAAGAAGGGGGAAAGAACCUUUGGCGCUUAGUUGACAAGUCUUUGCAACUCCACAAAGCACCUGUACUAGAAAGCAUGCAUAUUCAAGCUGAACGCCAGUUUACGGACGAUGCAGAUGUUGGAAAGUGCGUCUCAUACGCUGUUGACCACAACGUUCGAGAGAUAUCUCUUAUUAUACCAUCCCUUAUUUUACCAUCUCAACCAAAGAUCCUGCUGCUACCAUCGAACUUUUACACCUCCAAAACGCUAGUGAAUCUGACUCUAUCAUGUAGUGCUCUCGUCGUUGAUGUUCCUUCCCUAGCUUGCUUUCCUUUGCUUCAGACGCUGGCCCUUCUCGAUGUUGUGUUUAAUGAUGAAAGCUCUCAUGCUAGGCUUCUAGCGAAUUGCCCUGCGCUCAGUUAUUUGCAUGUGAACCGAUACUAUAGUGACAAUGUGACAAGGUUCAUUGUGGAAGUUCCUUCUUUAAAGAGUUUUACAUACACGGACAAUCACGAAAGAUAUUCUGCUACGCCCUUGGUUUUAGACUCCCCUAGAUUACAACACCUUAGUAUAUUUGAUUAUGGAGACCUUGGCUCGAUCCAGAACAUGCCUCACCUUGAAACGGCUUAUGUUGGUCACUUGGUUCUUCAGCCAAAUGACAAGUUUCUGAGAUCUUUUUCUUCUGUCGGGAGUCUCCAUUUGAGAUUGAUGGAGGUUGAAUGUUUUAGCACCAUUAAUUUCCCUCGGCUCAUGAAGUUUAAGCUGCAUCUUUUUAAACCAAGUUUCUCAGAGUUAAGGCCAGGUUACUCAGAGUACUGUUCAUUAGAACCACUUAUGCUUUUCCUACAUAACUCCCCUAUACUAAAAGUUCUUACGAUCAGCUACGUAAGUAACUUCCUCCCUAUCCAUGAAACACUUACUUUAUAAUAAAAUUAGUUUAUUAUUCUUCCUUGUUGAUUUUCAGGGUGUGGGUCUUUACUACGAGGACCUCCCACUUUCGUGGAACCAACAAAGUUCUGUACCGGGAUGCUUGUUGGCCCAUCUCGAAAUCUUUGUGUGGGAUAAGUUUGGGGGAAGAAGAAGACAAGAGAGAGAAUGUGUGGAAUACAUCCUUGCAAACUCAAAGUGUUUAAAGACGGCCACAGUCCUUCCAGGAUGUUACUAC
Molecule: messenger RNA, 5533 nt
Organism: Brassica rapa (field mustard)
Lineage: Eukaryota; Viridiplantae; Streptophyta; Magnoliopsida; Brassicales; Brassicaceae
Product: putative FBD-associated F-box protein At1g05080
Molecular function (GO): protein binding
Source: RefSeq, a predicted model, not a curated record